GCACAGCAAAGAUGACAGAUCCUCUCAAAUUAUUCUCAGAAAUAACUUGUGAAAAAAUAUUUUCAUAUUUAUCAGUAGCAGACCUGCUUAAUUGUUCAUUAGUCAACAAGAAUUACUAUGAAUUCAUUGCCAAAACACCAAGCUUUAUGAGACGACUGAAGAUUAGCUUAACAUUACACAACACUUUACUUUCUGAUGACUUCCAAAAUUUGAGCAUCUUAAAUGAAUCACAAAGGCAGUAUCAACAUUUUGAGAGCUUCAACUUGUCAAUUGACUUCAACAGUGUCUAUGUUUUAAGAAAGAAAUUAAAAAGCAUUAAAAUGAGGAGAGUAUUACUGCAUGACGAAAGCGAAUUGAAAAUAUUUUUCAGUGGAAUCGAGGAAACUAUUGAGGAACUGAUCCUUGAACGAUAUAUUGACAAUCUGGAAUUAAAAGUUAGUGAUAAUCCUGCUAUUUCCUGUUCAUUCCCAAAAUUAAAGCAUUUAGAACUUCAUUAUAUUCCAAAUUUUAUAUUUAAAUACUUUACGACCUGUAAAAAUCUUACGGAACUAAAAAUAACAGGAAAGCGAGAUGUCAAUUUCUAUAACAUUUUGCGACAUAAUCCUCAAUUAAAGAAAUUAGCAAUUGUAACUGAUGAGAUUGAUAAUUAUUUUGAUGAAGACGUGACCAAAUUCAUUCAGUGCAAGUUGACAUAUUUUGAGGCACGUGAUAUUUACAAUUUAACGGCUAGAUGUAUCGAAAAUUUUGAGUUAUUAUUAGAGAAGCAAAUAAAUUACCUAGAAGAGAUUGACCUGGGAGAUUGGAUAGCUGUCGAUAUAGUCAAAAUGAUAUUUCACAUGCCACGAUUAAAGAAGCUGACAUUUAAAGGAUUUCACAAUGUUGAGGAACACGUUAGAAUGAAUGAGAUUGAUUUCCACAGAAGCCAGUCAAUUACAACUCUUAACUUGAUCGAUACAUUCUCAAAACCUGCUAUUUUGCAAGCAUUUAUUCAAGCAUGUCCAAACGUCACUCGCCUUAAACUUUAUUCAUUGAAAAAGGAAUCUUUAAGUUAUUUAACUCAAGCGCUUCCAAAUCUACAAGUAUUGUCUGUAGAUCUAUUAGAGAUUAAGGAAUUCAAUAAUGAAUGUGAUUUUGUGUAUCUAAAAGAAUUUAAAAUGAAGGUUUAUCAUCGAGGACUGCAAUUUUCUGAAGCUUUAAAUAAUAACUUUGAGAAUUUAGUCAAAAAGGAAGUGGAGAGUCUUGAGAAUAUGAAUAAAGUUACUUUUGUUAACUGAUUUGUGUACUGAAC
Messenger RNA from Chironomus riparius, 1288 nucleotides. NCBI's taxonomy places the organism in Eukaryota, Metazoa, Arthropoda, Insecta, Diptera, Chironomidae. The record is from the annotation of a GenBank genome assembly.